AUGGCGUUCAGCGGACGCAAAUUCUCCAUCAACCGCCAUACUGGCGUCCCCAAGCCUGUCGUUCGACGGGGCAGCUUCACUGCUGAGCCUGGUCUGAAUGAAAUCCAGUCCAAGGUUCAUCGACAGUUCCGCAAUGCCCACGAGGGCCACAUGCCCCACGCCGGUCUCGAUGCCAGCCGAUCCUCGACCGGUGUCGUCUGGUGCACGGAGCGCGCCUCCGAGUAUGGCUUCCUCGAGGACCCCGACAGCUGGGCCAACCUGGGCCAGGGUGCCCCUGAGGUCGAAGAUGAGAUCGCCGGCUGCUUCGAGCGCCCCAAGACCAUCGACAUCUCCAUGGCCGGCCGAGAGUACGGUCCCACCGCCGGUAUCAAGCCCCUCCGAGAAGCUGUCGCCAACCUCUACAAUGAGCACCAUCGCCAGGGCAAGGACAGCUUAUACACCUGGGAGAACGUGGCCAUCGUCCCUGGUGGUCGCGCCGGUCUGAUCCGUAUCGCUGCUGUUCUGGGCAACUCGUACCUGAGUUUCUUCUUGCCCGACUACACUGCCUACAAUGAAAUGCUGAGUCUCUUCAAGAACUUUGCCGCCAUUCCUGUGCCUCUCUCCGAGGAGGAUGGCUACCAUAUCCACCCCGACAAGAUCGCCGAAGAAAUUGCCCGUGGUACUUCAGUCAUCCUGACCUCCAACCCCCGUAACCCUACCGGCCGAGUCGUUGCCAAUCCCGAACUGGCUGAGAUCCAGGAUAUCUGCCGUGGUCGCGCCACCCUGAUCAGCGAUGAGUUCUACUCUGGUUACAACUACACAAGCAACUGCGAUGGAACCACCAUCUCCGCUGCUGAGAACGUCGAGGAUGUCAACGAGGACGAUGUUCUCAUCAUUGAUGGUCUCACCAAGCGAUUCCGUCUUCCUGGAUGGAGAAUCGCAUGGAUCGUUGGUCCCAAGGAAUACAUUGCCGCUAUCGGUUCCUGCGGUAGUUAUCUGGAUGGUGGUGCCGCCCAUCCCUUCCAGGAGGCUGCUGUCCCCAUGCUCAAGCCCGACCUCGUCACAAAGGAAAUGAUUGCUCUCCAGACUCACUUCCGCUACAAGCGUGAUCUCGUCGUCCGACGUCUCCGGGAGAUGGGUUUCGUUAUCAAAUACGUCCCUGACUCCACUUUCUACCUCUGGCUGAACCUGGAGGGUCUCCCUGGCCCCAUCUCUGACGGCCUGAACUUCUUCCAGGCAUGCUUGGAAGAGAAGGUCAUUGUCGUCCCUGGUAUCUUCUUCGAUCUCAACCCCUCACGCCGUCGUGAUCUCUUCGACAGUCCCUGCCACCACUUCGUGCGUUUCUCGUACGGCCCCAGAAUCGAGGUCCUCGAGAUGGGACUUGACGCCAUCGAGCGCGUUGUGAACAAGCACCGCCGCGCCGCCUAA
Molecule: messenger RNA, 1407 nt
Organism: Clonostachys byssicola
Lineage: Eukaryota; Fungi; Ascomycota; Sordariomycetes; Hypocreales; Bionectriaceae
Source: the annotation of a GenBank genome assembly